AGUGAUCAUUGUUUGUUUAGGCAGCAUAGUGCUUGUGACUCGAAAUCAUACAAAAAAUCAGCUAUCGAUUCAUCAUGGAUUUGAAGACUUCAUUUUCCCCAACAACCUCAUCGUCAUCAACGCCACCUUCUUCCUCUUCGUCACUCGCUCCAGCAACCGUACCAUCCAGAUCAAUACUAAGAGCUUGUGACCACAAGGAUCUCACCUUCGAGCAGUACAUCUGGAAGGUGUGGGUUAUUCUGCAGACCAAGAGCUACAAGCCUCACGACGUGCAGAUCCUUCCGGUGGCGCCAAUGGUCGAAACGCUGGACGCCAUGUGCCACAGGCUUGACCUGAUCGAACAAUUCUCAACAGUUCUGUUCGAUCCUUACACAAUAAGUAAGAUCCUGAAGCACUUUCCUUACGCCCGAGUCAAGUUGGUGAAAUACUUCCAGUGGUUGGAAAAGAUUAAGGGAAAUUUCGUGUGGCAACUGGGGCAGAAGGUUAGCGACGAGGUUGAUAGAUCUUGGGGCAACCGUCGAGCGAUGCACUUGCUGGGAUACAGCUCGAAUCUUCGGCUGGGAACCAUGCUCAUGGAAACGGGUUGGUUCGCAGAGUCGAUCAUCGUGCUGGAUCUGGCGCAGCAACAAGCUGGGUACGAACCGGUGAAGACCCUUCAGGUGCUCCGAGUCUUGCUAAUGUCGGAGAGUUUGUCCGGUCGACACGAAGCGGCAUCAGAUACGAUCAAACACAUCGAAGCCCUGCUUUGUCAGCCGGUCUCGAUCACGACCAAUCUGGUAGCGGCCCUUCAUCAGGCAAUGUCGGUGAGCUUCUUCGAGAACUGCGAAUUCGACCUGAGCUACCAGCAUGGACUGAUUGCGUUGCGGUUGCUCGGCGAGCAGGUCUGCGUCUCAUCGACGAUCAUCAACACCUAUCGACAAAUGGCCAGAUGUUGCAUCGCGAAGAAGCGAUCUCAUCAGGCAAAUCUAAUGAUCACCCAAGCGGUCAUUUGGGCACGACAAGCUUUCGGGAUGACGAGCGUAUACUACGCUGAAGUUCUGGAGGACUUCGCAUUUUGUCUGCUUGCGAUGAACAAAAACUACCUUCAGGUGUACGACGACGCAUUGGAAAUCUAUCUGGCGAAAUAUGGUGAAGAUUUCAAUCGACUGGAUGUGGCGCAGGGAAAUCUCGCCCUUGGAUUGUUCAUAAGGAAGUAUGCGUACGGAAUCGAAAUUCCAAAUGAAGAAGUUGGUUCUGAGAAAUCAAGCUAUGAUAACAGAGAACGAUUAGCGGCAAAACGCGUCAAGGCAUUGGAUUUAGCUGUUCGGGAGUAUCAAUCAAUAUUCAAUCCACUGCUAGAUAUGGACGAAACGGAAGAUGAGUUUAGCAACAGGGUGGAGCGGCUUGCGAUCAGUGUGGUGCAGAAUGAGUUUCAAAUUCUGGAUUUUAUGCCGUGAAAUAUCAGUAUCAAAGUCUUAUUGUGUUUUUAGUAAACAAUAUAAAUAAAAUAAUUGCAUGUAACAAAAUUUUUGUAUAUUUCUUUUAACAACAAACUAACAAAAUGCGGUUGAAUUUGAUGAAUCCUAUCAUAUAUACCAGCGAUUCUCAACCUUCUUCUAGGCUGAUACCCCCUACCAUGUAAAUCAAG
Culex pipiens pallens (northern house mosquito) is the source of this 1627-nucleotide messenger RNA. RefSeq lists its product as uncharacterized. The coding region runs from base 75 to 1436 and encodes 453 amino acids. NCBI's taxonomy places the organism in Eukaryota, Metazoa, Arthropoda, Insecta, Diptera, Culicidae. The transcript has a single exon. Gene Ontology annotation, biological process: intracellular protein transport. The record is from RefSeq and is a predicted model, not a curated record.